AUGACCACCCAAGUACAACCCAAGAGCCGGACCGUCACCGCCAACGGCAUCAACCUGCAUUAUCUCGACUGGGGCGCCGAGGGCAAUCCUCCGCUCGUCCUCCUGCACGGCCUGCGCGGGCACGCCCACGUUUGGGACGACGUCGCGGAAUGCCUGUGCGGCGACUAUCACGUCUAUGCCGUCGACCAGCGCGGGCGCGGCGACACCGACCAUGCUCCGGGCGGCGACUAUUCCGGCGAUGCUUUCGUCGCCGACCUGCUCGGUUUCGUCAAUGCCAUCGGCCUGGAAAAGUUUGUCCUCUUCGGCCACUCCAUGGGCGGCCGCAACAGCCUGGCUUUCGCCGGUGCCCAUCCCGAAAGGCUGGAACGCCUUUGCAUCGUGGACAUCGGCCCGCGCAUCGAACCCACCGGCGGCAACCGCAUCACCGAAGAACUGCGCGGACUCCCGCCUGGAUUCGAUAACUUCGAGGACGCGCUGGCCCACGUCCAGGCGGCGAACCGCUUCGCGUCGGAACCCGUCAUGCGCCGCCGCCUCGCGGGACAGACCCGGCAACUACCCGACGGCAAGAUCGAUUGGAAAUUCGACCCCGCCAUCCGCGAGCAGCGCAUCAACGGCACCGCCGCUCCCGCCGCUGACCUCUGGCCCGCGCUGGAAAACAUCACCUGCCCUACCCUGGUGGUUCGCGGCACGGAAACCGACCUGCUCACCCAGGAUACCGCCGACCGCAUGGUGGACACCCUGGCCCAGGGCAGCAUGGUCAACAUCGAACGCGCCGGCCACAUGGUGUUUGAGGACAACCCGUCCGACUUCAUUACCGCCGUAAAGUCCUGGCUCACCGACUGA
Messenger RNA from Geodia barretti, 843 nucleotides. Lineage: Eukaryota; Metazoa; Porifera; Demospongiae; Tetractinellida; Geodiidae. The record is from the annotation of a GenBank genome assembly.